ACGGACCAACCAACCAACCAGUCUGGAGGAGAGAGGAGAGGCGGGCGGUCAUACAGACAUUGGAACCCGCCAGUAGUGUUGUUGUUGUUGUUUUUUAGUGGUGGUGCGCAGAAGAGGAUGCGCGGUAACACCACCACCACCGCCGUCACCCGCCUGCACCCACUCCCUCACCCCCUCCAGGCCUAGUGUUGUGAGUCAAGAGUGUUGCGAGUGUUGCCAUGGCUGCUAGAUUUGUGUUGCGUUGACCUGAGCUAACUUAACCUGACCUGAUGUGACCUGACGUGACCUGAGGCUUUGAACUGCUGUGACCUCUUUUAUCUUGUAUACGUUUCCAUGAUGAGGAGGUUAGUGAGAUAGAGAUAUAGAGAUAGAGACGCUGGUAAAGAUUGGAGAUAGAGAAAGGAAGAAAGAAAGAAAGAAAGGAAGGAAGGAAGAAGCCAUGAAGGAAAAUGAAGAGUGAAAGAUAGAGAGAGACAGAGAGAAACACUGAUAAAGAUUGGAGAUAGAGAAAGAAAGAAAGGAAGGAAGGAAGGAAGGAAAAAGCCAUGAAGGAAAAUAGUGAAAGAUAGACAGAGACAGAGAGAAACACUGAUAAAGAUUAAAGAUAGAGAAAGGAAGGAAGAAAGAAAAUAAUCAUGUGGAAAACUAGACUGAAACAAAGAUAGAAAUAAAGAUAAGAAAAAAAGGAACCAUGAAAAGACCUAAAGAAUAAGAUAGAGAAAGACGGAGAGGAAGAAACACCAACAAAGACAAAGAAAAACAAAGAAAAAAAACUCAACCAUGAAGAGAACCAAAUGAAGUGAACAACAAAAGAAAAACAAUAACAAGGCAACACAAAUCAAAACAACCCAGAAACACCCAAAGAAAAGGAACCAUGUAGAAGGGACGAGGUGUUGCGUGUUCCUCGUUGUGUUGUGUUGUGUUGCGUCUGGAGUAGAAGAAGGAGAAGGAGGAGUAGGUUGUUGAGUUCCUUGUGUUGCUUAGGCCAUCCUUGUGUUGUUCCUCUCUCAACACCGUGGCGUGGAUCUGAGGCUAGUUUUGUGUUGCUGUGGCUCCUGUUGUUUUUGUGUUGCUGGUUAGUAUUGCACCCACGCCAACACACACGCCUUCACUGUAUUUCCAAGCACAUAUACGUCUUACUAAAUCUCACACGCCCUCACCCACGCCCACAUUGCAAUUCUUAGCACCCACGAUAUUGUAAGCCUUGCACACACACGCCCCCACACCCACUGCAAGUCAGGCACCCACGCCCAGUAUAAGGCUUCACACCCACGCCCAGUCUAAGGCUAUGCACCCACGCCCACUGCAAGCCUAGAUACGCCCACGCCCAUAAGCACAAGCACCCACGCCCGUUUGAAGGCACCCACGCCCACUUCAAGCUUGUCACCCACGCCCGUUUGAAGCUACCCACGCCUACUUCAACCACAAGCACCCACGCCCACUGCAAGCCUAUAUUUCACGCCCGUUUGAAGUCACCCACGCCCAUUGCCAAGCCACCCACCCACCCACGCCAGCAAGCCAGAGCACCCACGCCCGGCCGUUCGCUCGCUCGCACGCCCACGCCAUGUUCCAUGUUGGCGCUGGGGGGCGGACAGCCAUCACCCCGCCCGGCCCCGCGCCACCCACGCCCUCCACGCCACACCCAUGCACGCCACACCCAUGCACGCCCCUCAGUGGCUCGCCCGGACAGCUACAAGAUGCCUCCAGCCUCGACUCCAACGCCAGCGGCCAAAUUUCCUUGUCGUGGGGUGGGCGCUCCCCCGGCAAGGCGUCCCCCUUCCGCGGCCGCACCAUGAAGGAGUACGAGGAGCAGCUGGCCACCCUCAAGAAGGACAACUUCGCCCUCAAGCUUCGUAUCUACUUCCUCGAGGAGCGCAUGGGACAGAAGUGCGACCGAGACGACAAGGACGACCUCUACAGGACCAACAUUGAGCUGAAGGUGGAGACGGAGGCGCUGAAGCAGGAGCUGUACGACAAGCAGGAACUGGUGCGGCAGGCGUCCACGGCGCUGGCCAGCCUCGAGCACCAGUAUCAGGAGCAGCUGGACCACGCCCGCCGCCAGCACGCCCAGGAGACCCAGCAACUCAACAGCCAUGUCCAGGCGCUGCAGAAGGAGGUGGAGAGUUACGCGGAUCAGCUGCAGCAGGGGGCUCAGGGACGCCUCGGGGAACUGACCCAGCUGUGCGGCCUGGCGUUCAGCACGGAGGAGGGGGAGACGGCCCUCGCGCCCUCCGCCACCAGCAACCCUCUGGACCUGUCGGCCUACCCCAACCCCCUGGCCGCCCACUCCCCCGUGCAAGGGGUGUUCAGCCUACCCAGCGUCGGCCCUGACACCAAUGCCCUUAAGAAGUCUCACCCAUCCCUUAUUGCUGAGGAAGAUGCAGCAGGCCGUGGUAUGGAGCAGGAGGAGGAGAAGGAGGAGGGCAGCGAGGUGGAGCAGCUGAGGGAGCGAGUGGUGGAGUUGGAGGGGCGCGUGGAGGAGCUGGAGGAGGAGUUGGCCCAGAGGCAGGAUAUGUCGGUUAUCCUGCAGGAGGACCUUGACAACCUGAGAAAAGAGGUGGAGGAGAAAGUGGAGAAGAUCGGACAGCUGGAGCAGGAGGUGGCGGAGAAGGACGAGAGGGUGGAGGUGGCGAUGCAGGAGCUGGAGAUGCAACACUCGGAGCUGGCCGCCAAGGACCACCUCAUUCAGAGCCUCCACCAGGACCUCCACCGGGAGCCACAUCUCACGUCACAGGUUGAGCCGGAGAUCGAGGUGAAGGUGCAGGAGAUCGUGGAGCGUGACCGCAUCAUCGAGGAGAAGAUAGAGCAGAUAGAGCAGCAGAACAAGAUCCUGGUGGAGAUUCAGAUCACACUGGACGAGAAGCAGAAGCAGCUGGCGGACAUGGAGCAGAAGGUGGAGGAGUCGGAGCAGAAGGUGACCAAGCUGACGCAAGACCUCGAUAAGUCUUGUAAAGUUAUACAGAGCUUAGCAGAGGAGGUCCAUGCACGAGACAAGGAGAUCGCCAACCUGAAGAAGGAGCUGAAACGUAAGGAGAAGAAGGUGCGGGACUUGGUGGCGGAGCUGAAGGAGACGCUGGACAUGCUGAAGAAGGCCAAGUGGGAGGCGGAGACCAGUGGAGGCGAGGAUGGAGUGAAGGAGAUGGCCGAGGAGGAGAAUGAGCGCCUGUGGGCCGAGCUGGAGUCCAGGAAGAACGAGGUGUUGGCGCUGCAGGCGGAGCACAAGCUGUCCCUGGCAAAGGCCCACGACCGCCUCGCCCAGCUUCAGGAGCAACUUGAUGGAAAACUUAAGGAGCUGGAGAACCAGAAGGAAGUCCACACCAAGGAGAUAGAAGAGCGUGAGGCUGGCCUGCAGGAGAAAGCAGAGCAAGUGGCCAGACUAGAGGGCCAGCUCCAGGCCCUGCAGGGAGAUAUGAGCAGCAGGGAGGGCCAGCUGAAGACUAACCAGGAUGCCGUGGAUGGCCUGCACGAGGAGCUGGGCAGAGUGAAGGCAGAGCUUCAAGCAAAGAAAGCUGAGCUGCAGACUCUACAGGAGGAGCUGAAGAAGAAGAACGCCGACAUGCAGGACCUGGUGAACCGGGAACUGUGGGAGAGGAACCGCGAAGUGGAGCGCCUUCAGGACAAGCUGGCGUCCCUCACCGCCAGCACACGAGGCCAGCUGGACGUCAAGGAUGAGGAGCUGAUGAGGCUGAGGGCAAGGCUGGCCGAGGAAGGUGGCGCAGGGAAGGCCGCUGCCGGGAGUGUGGCCCAGGUGACCGUGGUGACCGGCUCCUGUGGCCCAGACAUGCUCACGAUGAACAGGCCACUGAACCUGAGCCUGACGGAGGACAGCAUUGCGGCGGUGCAGCUCCUGCAGCGGGAGGUGAAUCUGGUGCGGGAGGAGGCCAGAGCACUGAGGCUGGAGCGCAGUGACCUCAACAACAAGCUCUCCAGCCUCCAGCAGCUGCACGAAAAGGCCCGCCAGAUGCCAGCCACCACAGCCACAAAGGAGAGUGGGGAUAGAGUGUCAAGUGACAGCAAGGAAGAAAUAAAGAGCCAAGUGAAAGAGCAACAAAGCAAGUCUGUGUGUGACUUCCAGAGCCAGGUGGAGGUGCUGUGCGGGGAGCUGCAGGCCACCAAGAGGAGGAUCGGGCAGCAGAUGACUCAGGUGAACGUCUGUAAAUACAAGGAAGCUUUGCGUAGACACAAGCAGGAAAUUACCUCCCUCAGGAAGAGGCUGGCAGACUCCCACAAUGCCUGUGACCUGCUGAGGACCCGCCUGGAGGAGCUGGCAGACUUCUUGGAGCGCAUCCUGGAGUUGGAGGAGCAGGGACACAUCAGCCUGAGCCAGCUGUGCCCCAGCCAGCUGGCCUCCAUGCACAAGACACUCGAUGAGUCCCGGGCAUUGUCUCGCUCCCUCUCCAUGUCCCUCAUGAUUGGGGUGGACCUCACAGACCAGGCUGACCCCACCCUCCUCUCCCUUUCCACGUGGAGUCUUGCGGAUGACAACCUUUCCGAGACAUACGAGUGCCCCGGCCAGGAGUGUUAUGGGGAGGAAGUCCUGCAGGAGGAGGACACUUCAGUGCAAGGUGGAUGCCUGCAGAUGGAACUCAAGACCAAGGAGUUUGAGGCGUUGGCCCAGAAAAUGUCCUUCGUGAAUGAGAGGCUGGCAGAGAGCACCCAGCAGGUGAGGGAGCAGGCCAAGGUCAUCAGUGAGCUGCGGGCAGAGGUGACUCGUCUCAGAGACCAGGCCCAGCAGCAGCAGCAGCAACAGCACAGCGGCUCCUCUGCUGACUUAUCUGAGCCAUUGCCUCCACCUCCCCUCCACCUCCUGCAGGACAGUGAGGGACCCGUGGCCUCUGAGGCGGGCGAGGGCUGUGUUGCAUCAGAUCGCAGCAACCGCUGGGGAGCAAAGAGUGGCUCUUCCACCGACACAGCCAUCAAGGCCCACAGCUACCACCUUGGAUACCUGCAGCAGCAGCAGCAGCAGACCCUUCAGGAGCGCCGGCACACGGAGGGCAGCAGCAGGCUGGGGCCGGGGCAGGAGCAGGUGUGGGCCCCAGUGUCUCCCUCAGAAAGUGAAGCAUGGAGUGAGCCCGACAGGAAUGUCUCACUGGCCAGGAUAGGCCUGGACACCAGCAGCCUGGGCGGGGCCCCCGACCGCUCCACCUCACGGUCCCGCCAGCACCGCUCCGCAGCUGCCCUCACCUCAGAGUCUGAAGCAGAGGCUGCCCCCGAAGACCCCAUUCCAGCCCCCCUCCUCUCCCCUGCCUCAGCCAGCAAGGCCUCCAAGAGGCGGUCAGAUGUGGCUGAGCUGCGACGCGUCACCACCAAGCUGCGGGCGGUGGAGCAGCUCAACGACACACUGAGGGCCGAGCUCAACAUCUACCAGACCCUCAACCAGCAGCUGCUGCCCCCGUCCCCGGCGCCGCGCCCCGCCACCAGCGACAAGAGUGUGGAGACGCACAAGGGGGAGACAGCUGAUGCAGCUGUUGGAGCAGAGGAGGCCAGCCCAGCCCCGGCCCCAGCCCCAGCCCCUGCCCCAGGAGUGCUGACUAUCCCUACCUCCUUGCUGGAGGAGAUCAGGGGUCUGCGAGGGAAGCUGGAGGAGGCCAUCACCAACAAUGACCAGCUGCGGGACCAGCUGGAGGCCGCCCUCACUGCCCACCCCCAGGAUGAGGCCAGGUUCCUGCACCUCACCGUUGCCAUACAGACUGCCCAGGAGGAGCAGCGAGAGGCCAGGGAGAAACUUCAAGCUUCCCAGACAGCCAUGAAGGAACAGGAAGAAAAAUGUCAGCAGUUGAGUCAUAAGUUACAGCAGAGUGAGGCUCAGCUAGCACAGCAGCAACAACAACUAGAAGCUGCACACCAGCAGACCUCAGCAGCCCAACAAGAAGCCUCCCAGGCUCUGCAGGGUAAGGAGGUGGCCCUGAAGGAGCAGGCCGCCCAGCUGACUGAAAGAGAGGAGGAAGUGAAGCAGCUGCAGGGCCAAGUUACCCAGCUGCAGGAGCAAGUUACUACAGUUGGAAAGUUGCAGGAGAAACUCCAGAGGCAAGAAACACGGCUGCUGGAGGUGAACAAGGAGAGGAUGUCCCUGGUGGGGGAGCGAGCCAGACUGCAGGCCCAGCUUGCCUCGGCCUCCACCCAGGCCCGUCUCCAGGAGUCCCACACGUCCGUUCUUCAGCAGCUGGAGGCUGAGCGAUCCACAGUCGCCACCCUUCAGAAAGAGCGCGAAUACCUGGUGUCCGAGAAGGAGCGGCUGGAGAAGGGGACAGAGGUGCUGCGGGAAGAAGUGGCCAACCUGCAGGCCAAGAUUACCUACCUGAGGGCGCGCCACAGCCACGGCCCAGCUGCAGGACCACAACAGCCACAGCUGCAGCAGGCCCUCCCUCAGCAACAACACAAUAAUGAAUACCACAAGAACAGCAGCUGUGUGACGGAAAAGUUGACAACCCCAGAGGACACGGAGCAGUGUGUGGAGCAGCAGGCAAUGCUGAUGAGGCAGCUGACGGCACAACUGGAGGCUGAGAGGCAGCUGACCGCCAACCUGCAGCUGCAGCUGAAGACCCUGAGGAACACUGCCUCUGCCUGCCCACCCACCACCACCGCCAUCACCACCACCGCUGCAUCCCCCACACACUGCCACGACUCCGUGGUGGAGGCCAUCAGUUCACCUGAGAGUGUCACCAGCAUUGAGUACUACCCCCAACCCCUGCCAGACCCCAGCAUGCUGUGGCGGCGGCACAGCCCCGGCCCUGCGGCAACACACUCACAGCGGGAGCGCCGGUCCACCAGCAGUGGACGGCGGCGGGAGAGAGACUCCUCGGGCCGCCGGGUGUCCUCACACUGGUCAGAGAACAAGGAGAACAUCUACAUGUCCUCCACCCUCCCCACCACCACCACCACCACCACCACCAGCUCCACCACCAAGAGGAGUCGCCUGUCCCACACCCCCCUCCACCACUCCGAGGAAGAGGACAUUGACGGAGGCACCACCUCGGGCGAGUCACCUGACCUGGGCAUCGGGUCAGACCACCACUUCUCCAGCCUGGAGCGUGGCACCACUGCGCACCACCACCGCGACCACCACACCGCCGCCCCCAUCACACGCAUCAUCCCUGUUUCACCACCACCACCCACCCCGCUGUGCUCAGAACCCACCCCCACCAACCUCCGGGGCCUCAGCAGUCACAGUGCACUGACGGUGGAGAACCAACAGCUUCGAGAGGAGAGCGAGAACCUCAAGGUGCACCUCGCCUCAACCAAGGAAACCCUCAAGGAGGCGCUCGACAAACUGUGUCGUGCCAACCAGCGGAAGGAAAACGUGGAGCGCGCCAUCUGCAAGCAGCUGCACAAGACCCAUGAUGUCCUGAAGAAGGCCAAGUCCCACCUGAAGCAGGUCAACACCCUGCCCCAGUAGCAUGACCCAGACCCAACAACUGACAUUGACUUUACAGACUUGAGGAGGCCGACACCCAGUGCCUCGGCCCCUCACCAGGAGUGACCUCUACUAGUGCCAAAAUCAUAAUGUGGACAUGAUCAAAACCUUACUUCGACAAUCCUCUGUAACCAUCAAUGGGGAACACGGACAGUACAAGGGCCCAGGGAAUAUUGGUGUUAACAAUGCCAUAGGGCCAAACAAAACACUGUGUCUCCCUCACACUGGUGAGCCUUGAAUGGACUCCCAGUGUGACUAUUCGCCAAUCAUUCAAUCAGACGUCUUUAGUGUAUUGUACUAAAUCUCAUGUGAUAACUGUUACCAAGAACCUCAUGGCUCUCGGCCGCCUCGUGGUGGACACAGGCAGGGCGGAGCACCAGCAAUAUUUUUAGUGGUUCCCGUGGGUAAAAGUCACUCACGAUGAACAAUCUCUCGUAGGUCCUCUUCUGUGAUUGCACCAGCUCAUAUCAGGUUUUUGUUUCUCCUUAAGGGUUAUCUUUACUGGGAUAAGGGUGUCACGUUUCGUUGCCAUCGGCCGAGUGUUGACUGUGCUGCCAUUUCCUGUAGACAUUCCAGUGACGUCUUGUGUGGCACCCUAUCGCCACUCUGACCCCUUCCUCCCCUCUGUAUCCUUGAUGCCGUCCGCCUCUCUUGGGAAGAGCUGUAAGAGUCCUGCGCAUUGGGAGGUCGAGAGAAUUUUGGUUGCCGUCCAGUCGGUUGUUUCGGUUGAUUAGGGUGUGCUUGUGACGCCCGCGCCCUUCCUGGUGCUGCCGGUCGGGACUGGGCCAAGCCUCAGUCUUCUGUUUGUGACCAGUAAGAAGAGGCUCGUGGGAUGACCCCUGCUCCCCCGCACGCUACCAAGGGUCCCCACUGAGCAAGAGCCCUUGAUGGUCCCUCCGUCACAAGAUCCUUAAGCAACACUGAUUCUCCUCCCUCCGGUCUGUACUACUACUACCUUCUGUCCUACUUCGCCCCCCACCUCUCCCCUUACCUAAUCGCUGUAGCAUCUUUCCUGUUACUGCUCACGCUUCAUAGAGCUGACAAUACUUCAGUUGUUGUGAAAUGUCAAAGUUUGUAGCGUCCAGUUCAUGACUUUCUCAAUGCUUGUCGUAAGUGCAACUCGUUUUCAGCAAAUGCAAAAAAGAAAAAAAAUCAAAGAAAAAGUUUAGUUGAUGUUACUUUCUUGAUACUGAAUGUAGUGGGUAAGAUGCUAGCAGCAGGACAGUCAACACUCAUCAUAGCAUUAUAAGAGACCUUUGUUUUGGCCAGAAGCUUAAUGUAUAAGGAAGAAGAUUGGUUGCUUCAGUGAUUGAUCUGUAUAUUUCAGUGCAUCAGCCACACUCCUGUAAAAUAAUCCAACUUGUACAGUGUCAUUGAGAGUGUAUAUAUUUUAUACAAAUGUGGCUGUCUUCCAGAACUCUGAGUGCGUACAAAGUAAGAUAAAGGGGUGUUUAUGGAGCCACGCGUGAGGCUGUGUCAGUGGAUCCAGAUAAAGGUGCACAGUCAAGAGA
Molecule: messenger RNA, 8925 nt
Organism: Eriocheir sinensis (Chinese mitten crab)
Lineage: Eukaryota; Metazoa; Arthropoda; Malacostraca; Decapoda; Varunidae
Product: myosin-11-like
Exons: 14
Coding region: 1565-7396 (1943 amino acids)
Biological process (GO): positive regulation of microtubule polymerization; microtubule bundle formation; centriole replication
Cellular component (GO): microtubule organizing center; pericentriolar material; perinuclear region of cytoplasm
Molecular function (GO): transcription cis-regulatory region binding; microtubule binding; protein kinase binding
Source: RefSeq, a predicted model, not a curated record